AUGGUCCUUAGUCAGGACGUCAGAGGUGCGUCGGUUAGGAGACGCAAUAGACCGACUGUUGUUUGUACUAACUGUAAAAGACGUAAGAGUAAAUGCGAUAGGCAAAAUCCCUGCUCCAAUUGUGUUAGAUUUGGUAACAAAGAUACCUGUCACUACGUGCAGAAUCCUAAGAAUACUGAAUCCCAGCAUGGAGAAGAUACUGAUAAUAAAGUGAAGAAACAGCAGCCGCAAAUGAUUAAGGGCAAGAGAAAUGGCACCAGUAGUAGUAUUGUCGGUAGUAAAGCUAGCAGUAUAUCGCCUACGGGUCAAUCUCUGGAUGUUCCAUUGGUAUUGAGUGGUAAAAAUUAUGUUAAUCUAUCACCAAGUGGUAAUUUCGUGGAAUUCAAGAGAUCUGCAGUAACUAUGUUUUCAUAUUUUUGCAAGAGAGCUAUUCAAGAUCGAGAUUUGUAUUUGAAAGCACUAGUAACAUUUAGAUCGAUCGCUGUUGAAAUGACUACAAAUACUUUGAGAGGAACCAAGAACUAUUCAAAGAAUCCAAGUUUGCCUGAGUCUUUUAAACCACUAUCGAUAUUCGAUGCUGACGGCGAUCCGCUUUCAUCUGACAGUUUGUUCAGGCAACAUCAGUUAAUUCACAAAUCGUUGUUUGACAAGUAUGGAAAAUAUAGGAAGGAUGAAGCCAUAAAGAUUGUUGACGUUUGUGAACUUUUGAAUGAUAAUUUACCUUCAAGGAGUCUUUUCAUCGAUCACAUAUUGGUACAUUUCGAAUCUCAUGUCAUUCAUAUGGUCCCCAUUUUUGAAAUGGAAUUUUUAAAAUACGACGUUAACAACUUUUAUGAUAAAUGGGAGCAAUCAAGAGAGAUAUCUGUUAAAGAUUUUGAUCAUAUGGUUUGUUGUGUUAUUCUAUUAAUCACCAAGAUCUGUAUUUUGUCAACUAAAUUUGCCAGACUACCAUCAGAAUUACUCGAACAUUUCGAAAAAUUGGAUACAAGCAAAUACAUUGCCAUUAUUCAUUACUACAUGUUUGAAAUGAAAUCUUUAAGGAAAUGUACGCUACGGCAAUUACAAAUCCUGCUUUUACUAAGAUUUUACCAUUGGUGUGCACCAGAGGAUGGUGAUGGUGAUUCCCUACAACAUAGUCAUAUUUUGAUGGGGACUAUCAUUGCAAGUUGUCAGGAAAUGGGUAUAUCUUGGUUAUGUAUCAGGGAUCCUGGCAUUUAUUGGUUUCAAUUAUUUGGACAAUCUAAGAGGGUGCCUUUUAUAUUAAGUCCCGAAGAUUUCAAAAUAAUUUAUCAAAUGAUUUGGAGUUAUGUGUUACAUUGGGAUAGGAAAAUGUUUUUAAUUAACGGUCAGGAAUGUUUAAUUGGUAAAAGUCAUCUAUAUGAUGUCACAGGGCAGGAGCUUUCGUGGCAUCAUAGGAUGGUAGCCCUAGAUCACAUUAUUAUGAAGAUGAACGACAUUUUGAAUGAUUCACCUUCCAGAGUGGAUAUCGUUGCACUGAAACAAGAAUGGAAUAAUGCAUUGCGAAUUUUUGAACUUAUCAGAGAUACUAAAAAAGAACAUCUACAUUUAAAUUUUGAAUACGAAACGACGUUAGAGUUAUUCAGGCUAUGUUUAUCCCAUGCAGAGUUGACUCAUCUAGAACAGGUUAACGAUGUGGAAAGUUUCCACCUCACAGUUCAAUCACUUUGGGAUCAAAUUGUAAAACUUGCCAGCAAAUGCCAUCGAUAUUUUUAUGGUCCACAGGAAAUGGAUCCAUAUAGUCGAUUUUUCACCAAUAAAAUUAUAAGUGUAGUAGCAGAUAAGCUAUGCACACUAAUACCCGCGUUUGUGCUGCGUUUAAAUCGUUUCGGGGAAAUGGGAUUUGACCAGAUGAAUAUGAUGGUUAAAUUUUUAUUUGGUGUUUGUUCCAUGUAUUAUAAUGAACUUGGAUUUGAUUAUUACCGUUGUUUUGAGAGUAUGUUUACCGCUAAGAUAAGUUAUAAAAUAUUGAAUAGACCUCGAAAUAAAAAUCCCUGGGAAAUAAUUUUGGAAUUUCUACUUUGUCAACUAGAAAAAGAAGGUAUUAAAGAUCAAUUAAGGGAGUUAAAAAUUAUUCAAAAUUUACCUGUACUCGUAAGCCUUCGAGAAAGUUUAAAUUUGAUUCCAGAAUAUCAUCGAGACGCUGUUAAGCUUUGGAAUACCGAUGUGGUCCCUAUAGGCCACUCUAGUGUUAAUUUUACACUUAACUUGCGUGAAGAAUCAUUGGAACCUUUUUUGGUGGAUAGAUAUUCCCAAACUUUCAAUAUUUUCACCUCUUUUUAUGAUCAUGCAAGUUCGCAAUUGGCUGAGGAAGCCGAGGACACUAGUUCAAAAAUACAAUACAACGUCGAAAACUCUGCAGAGCAAGCUCAGGAGAUUGCAGAAACAAAUGCUGUUCCAGUUGAGCAUCCUUUAUCAUUGGAGCCCACGAAUCCGGUAAAUCUAGAAGAAUCUAACUUGGAGUUGAUUCGAAAUAUGUUUGAACCUCUCGAUUUUAUUUCUUUUUUCUGA
Zygosaccharomyces rouxii is the source of this 2529-nucleotide messenger RNA. RefSeq names its product Oaf3p (gene OAF3). The record is from RefSeq and is a predicted model, not a curated record. Bases 1 to 2529 code for a protein of 842 amino acids. Gene Ontology annotation, molecular function: zinc ion binding; DNA-binding transcription factor activity, RNA polymerase II-specific. Gene Ontology annotation, biological process: regulation of DNA-templated transcription. The transcript has a single exon. NCBI's taxonomy places the organism in Eukaryota, Fungi, Ascomycota, Saccharomycetes, Saccharomycetales, Saccharomycetaceae.